ACGCGAUUGGUUAAAUAGAUUGUCGCCUCUAAUUUAAUCAAAUAUUUGAACAAUCGUGCUAAAUAAAGUGUUUGGUCAAAUUUCCAAAUCUUAUAUUGAAAUUGAAAUGUGCUAGGAUAAGUAAAAAAAGUUGAUAUAAAUAUAUACAUACACAUAUGUGAAUAGCAAUAGCGCAGAACAUAUGAGAUUGUAAUUUCAUGUCAUUUAAGUGAAAGUGGACUUUCAUUUUGUUGUAACAGCCGAUGAGUUUGAUAGUGAAGGGAUAAAAUACAUUCAAAUAGGACCAGAUUCACAAGUCAUUGUAAAAUUGGACGCUUUUUUAGCAACGGGGAUGCUAUUGUAUUAAGUUUUACAUGGAAUACCGUGGAACUAUGAUUCAUUUGAUGCCAAGUUAUUCGUCUGUUUACCGUGGUGAAAACGGUACAAACUUUUAUCCGGGUAACUCAUCUUUGUACAUUAGCGAGAACAUACCAGGGCACCAUGCCGAGCAGCUUCCAUCCGGUGCUCCCCAUUCCUCAUUUCUCAUUGAUGACAUUCUGGGAAAGAAAGAGCGGGAACGAGACGCUGAGAGGGGCCGAAUGGAACAAAGUCAUCGAGAACAAAGUCAUCGAGAACAAAGCCGAGAACAAGAACGAAGCCGUGAUUUAGGAGAAAGAAUACGUUACCACGAGUCCGAUGUUGAGCCAGAACGCCAAAACAGAUAUCGCGAGACUGAAAGAGACUCUGAAAGUAUAAGAGAACGUGAAAUGGACAAAGAAACGGAAAGACACGUUAUUGAAAGCCGUAAAAUGAAUGUUCUCAAGGAAAGUAGUGUUAGAGACGUUGAACUACGCGACCGUGAAAAAGAACGUGAAUCUAUAAACGAAAGAAAUAGAAUACGUGAAAGUGAAAGAGAAAGACUUGUUGAACAAGACAGAGAAAUAAGGAACAGUCGAAAUACACAUUUAUUACAUGCCACAGCGACAAAAUCGUUGUCAUCUCCCCCAAUUACUGCAACCUCUAUUUUACCGUCGGAUAUCCCGCGUCCAACGCCAAUAAACCCUGCUGCAAUACACACAAGUGCUUUAACAACGCCGACGUUGUACAAACCUUUGCCAACUUUGUACGAACCUAUUUUACAACAGGCAUACAUGAACCCUCAUUUGUCCACAUACCAGUCGUCGUUAAUGCGGCAAAUGUGUGGAGGUAUAGGGACACUUGGUGCACUUCCGGGCUAUAACCGACAUGAGUAUCCUGCCAUAUUUGACGGCCAAUGUAGUCCGUUUUCAAAAGUGUACCAUAACCGUCCAUUCUUCUGGCAUCCAUUCUUACAACGACCAAUGCAAAAGAGAAAAGGUGGACAAGUUCGAUUUUCAAACGACCAAACAAUAGAUCUUGAAAAGAAGUUCGAGUCCCAAAAAUAUCUGUCGCCACCAGAACGUAAAAGACUUGCGAAAACUUUACAGCUGACAGAACGGCAAGUUAAAACUUGGUUUCAAAAUCGGCGAGCAAAAUGGAGGCGUUUGAAACAGGAAUCUCCAACACCAGAGGACAGAAACGGCGAGGACCAAUCAGAAGCGUCGAGACAUAAUGAGGAUGAUGACAUGGAAAAUGAUCUGUCUUCCGAUGAAAAUGAUUGUGAUAUAAUGGACGGAGAUGACGUCAUUGACGUCGGACAAGAAUAGAAUUAUUACUACACUAAACGUUAAACAGUGCAUUGAGCUUUGUGAAAUAAAAAAUGGUGUAAAAAUGAAAUUUUAAAAGGAGGAGGCCGUAUAAACUUUAUGUGGAAAGGUGUAACAUUUCUUUUUAAAGAGGAAUAAUUAGAGAAAUAAACAAUGGCACAGUUGCAGGAAAUGUCACCGCCUAUAUUGUCAUGUGAUUUUUUGAGAACAUUUCUUUUUGAAGAAAAUUUCAUAUAUGAUUUCUUUUUAUAUACACAUAAAUGUAUUACAUGCAAUAUUUUUAAUAUUUUAUUUUUCUUUAAACCAAAUAAUAAUAAAAUAAACAACACCACCAAUAACAACAAAAACAUGAAUUCUUGAAUUACGUGUCUCAUCUAUUAUAGUAACUGUUGCAGUUUAUGGUUUCAUUCAUUUAUUCAUGAAAUAAACUUCAUGUUAUUUAUAUCGUUUAAACUUAUUUAAAUACAUGUACGGUAUGAAUCAAAAGGCAUUCAGUGUAAAAAAUAUGCAUAUUUUGCACGUGCACUUUGUACUUUAUUCAUACUGUAAGUAAACUAUUUUAAUAUUUAAUUUAUGUGCUAUAAUUAUGUUUAACAAACUUUACAACGAUUAAAGCAAUAAAUAUGUAACUAUUUUUGUACAAAUAAAAACCAAAUAUUAAAAGUAUGUUUUAA
Molecule: messenger RNA, 2338 nt
Organism: Ruditapes philippinarum (Manila clam)
Lineage: Eukaryota; Metazoa; Mollusca; Bivalvia; Venerida; Veneridae
Product: hematopoietically-expressed homeobox protein HHEX homolog
Exons: 3
Coding region: 354-1664 (436 amino acids)
Biological process (GO): cell differentiation; regulation of transcription by RNA polymerase II
Molecular function (GO): DNA-binding transcription factor activity, RNA polymerase II-specific; RNA polymerase II cis-regulatory region sequence-specific DNA binding
Source: RefSeq, a predicted model, not a curated record